Helobdella robusta is the source of this 2820-nucleotide messenger RNA. RefSeq lists its product as hypothetical. Gene Ontology annotation, molecular function: protein binding. The coding region runs from base 1 to 2820 and encodes 939 amino acids. The record is from RefSeq and is a predicted model, not a curated record. The transcript has a single exon. Gene Ontology annotation, cellular component: motile cilium. NCBI's taxonomy places the organism in Eukaryota, Metazoa, Annelida, Clitellata, Rhynchobdellida, Glossiphoniidae.
AUGGCUCAACCACCCGACGAACUAGAUGUAGGAAACGAACCUGACACGAUAGAACCCAACUAUGAAGUUAAUUGCCCACUCAUCAAACUGACCACCAAACCACAAGAUGAUGGAGAAAAUGAAGAAGAGCCAAGAACUUUACUGGGAAUUCCGUUAUCUCUAGUUAAAUGUUUCGGGCAUGAAAAAUCUCUACCAGUUCUCAGCAUGUCUCAGGGUCAAGAAUUAUCAAUUCUCUACGCCUGUUCUCACUGCGGAGUUAUUUACGAUGUUGAGAACAAAGAGGAAUACAUCUUGCAAGGUCAUAGAAAUAGUAUCUCUUGUUUAGCUGCAACGCACGACAAAAAAAUGGCAAUCGUUGGUGACAAGGGACCCAACAGUAUCGUUAACGUCUGGCAAGUCUUACUCAAAACUAAACAGCUGAAGCCGGUCAAAACAUUUUUUAAUUUUCAAGAGUACGGCGUUUCAGCUGUCGCCAUGUCAAACACCAAUACUUACCUGGCUAUUAUCAGUGCCAAUCCUGUACAAUUUUUAACAAUUUGGAACUGGACAGAUCCCAGCGAUAUUCCCAUCGUUGAGAUUCGGAUAAAUCCAGCUUACGGAUACCAAAAGGACAUAAUAUUCAACGCAGACGACAGUUCGCAACUUGUUUCUAACAGCGAGACCCGGGUGGUCUUCUACGCGUGGAAUGAAAGUAUGAUAAAGUCCUAUUCACAUCAGAUGACCGCAUCCGAUCUGCAUAAGAUCGGAAAAUUCACGACAACCGUCUUCUUUAAGAACGUCCAUUCGGCACUUUCCGCCACGAAUUCCGGAAAAUUUGUCGUCUGGGAGAAGUACAAGUCUCAUUUAUUGAAUGGAUUGACGCCAUUCAAGAGGAUUCAAAAAAUUGUCCGAAUGCAAAAUAAACCAAUCACUGUCCUAACAACUGUCAAUAAGAUGAUUGUCACCGGUGAUGCGAUCGGGCAGAUUAAAUUUUACGACGAAACAUUAAAAUUGGUGAAUUGGUUCCAGGAUGUUAACCUGGGUUCUAUAACGAGUAUAUCGUUUGACUUCUGCUCGGAAUCUAUAAAAAGUAAAGAUGAUUCAUUUAUGCUCGAAUCUUAUUUAAAAGGUAACGCCUUUACGACUCCGAAUUUCAUAUUCGCAACGUCCAUGGCUCGGUUCGUGUACGUCACGGCAAACGGGACCAAAUAUGACAUAGUUAGCGAUGAUUUCGACUGCUCAGUGGUGGCAAUGGACAUCCACCCUUUCAAACCCCUCAUCGCCGUUGGUGGUCAGAACGGUUUUUUGAAAUUACUACAUUACAAAAAUGGUGAUUCGGUGGCGUCGAAACUUUUCGAGAACGGUAAACAGGCCAUCUCCUGCUUGAAAUAUAACGUCGAUGGAAGCAUGUUAGCAGUUGGAUUAUCAAAUGGUAAAGUAGAAGUUUUGCACGGAUUAAACCUGAGAUCUUUCUGUAAAACCUACCUGAAUGAUACUAAUGAAGCGGUAACCCACAUCAUAUUUUCUCACAACAUGCAGUAUAUGGCGACCGCAGAUGCUGGCCAUGCAGUUACUUUGUACAGCAUCGUGAAAGACAAGAUAUGGAUCGACGAAAAUCAAAAUUUCAAGUUUAUCGGACGUUAUAAGGCGCACAAUAAAUCGAUCAGGACGAUUCUCUUUAGAACAAGUGCUGAAAGCAGCGCAAUCAAAUUGUAUUCACUUUCGCUGGAUCGCUAUCUCGCCGAAUAUGAAAUCGUGAAAGGUUUAAAUGGUUUAGGCUUGAAGCGUCGCGACAGAAUAGAGCAGAGUGCACUGCCAUUGUGCAUGUCCUCCUACCCAAGACUGAGUAGAGACGAUUUUAUUUUAAUCUGCAACGACCAGUUUAAGUUUAAAUUACUCAAUUCACUCUCUAGAAUGUGCAGGAAAACUCUUCUCGGUCCAAAAUUUGGUUCUCCCGUCGAAAAGUUUAUCGCAUCCUCCGUCAAAUUAGGUAGUAACACUGAAACGACGAACUUCAUAGCGUGCAUGCUUGGGGAUAAAAUUGCCAUUUCCCUACUACCCGUCACCGGAAACCAGCACCGCUCAUUCGGGAUGAUAUCCCAUCCAGCCGGUGUUAAAAAUAUUGUAUUGAGCUCAGACGGAAAGUACAUGUUCAGUGUGGGUGGGUCUUCGGCCUGCCUCAUGAUGUGGUCCAUCAACCUGGCGGCACUUGAGGUUCAGGAACGUCUCGGAGGUUCAGAUCUUGCUCCUUUUUACGAGCAAAUAAACGAGGGCAUGAACUCAUUGUUUAUGUACCAUUUGGAAAAUUUAUUUUAUUUUGCUCAGAUCAGAAAUCAGGGAAUACACACUAUGGAGAAACGCAGCGUUGGUGCCGUCGUUCCACUGACGGAAAUUCCAAGCAUCAUGAGAGCGCUCGGGUUUUUCCCAACUGAACAAGAAAUUUUUACGAUGAUUAACGAAGUUAGGUACGAAAAUUUUGCUGAAACCGGUGAAAUCGUCAACAGCAUUGACGUUGGCCAGUUUUUAAAGCUCUACAUCAACCACAGACCUGUCAAUUACUCGCAAGAGCAGCAGAUUCAGUCGGCUUUUCGAGUUCUUGGUAAGAAGAACGAUGAAGGUACAUUUGUCAUUGAAGAGGAAGAAAUUGUUAAGCAGUUGUUAAACAACGGAGAACCUAUGACAGAAUCAGAACUUGCUGAAUGUUUGGCAACUUUUUCUGGAAUCAGGAAAGCAGACAUUUGUACGAAGCAAUUUCCAUCACAGGGCCCUGGUCUCGUAUUUCCUCAAAAACUUGAUGCCGAACAGUUUAAAAACUUACUAGGAUUCAAAAAAAUUGAAUAG